AUGGCUCAACAUGAUACAUCCACUAGCACGGCACAAACAACUACUUCCAUCCCGACCUAUGAUCCAUUGGAUUUAAUCCACAAUUUUUCUUCUGAUGAACAUACCACAUCAAUUAUUGUGGAAAAACCAAAAAUGGAAAAACAGGAUGAAAAACCAACAUUUGAACAGGAACACGAUGUAAAAUUAGUAGCCACCAUUCAGUUGGAUUCUCAUACCAAGUUAUUAUCAUUGAAAAUUAAUGAAAAAGAGGAAAAUCAGCUGAGUUCAGAUCAGGAAAAUUAUUUAAUCAGAAAUGUUGUGUAUCCGUGCAAUUCAUUGAUGGAAAAACAUGUUUCUAAAUUGGAUAAAUAUUAUAGUGUUGGAGUGGUGGUUGGAGUUGUGAUUUUGUGUGUAAUUUCAUUGUGUCUUGUGAUUCCACUCAUUGUGGACAUGGACAAUAGUUUAGUUUAUUUUCUGAUUGCAAUUCCUUUCGUUUUGGGUAUUGGAAUUGUUGUGGGAGUUUUGUUUUACUUUUUGAGGAGAAAAAUUGUAAAUAAUCAUUCAAUUUGUGAAGCUGAAAUUGAAAGAGUUUUGAGGGUUGAGGAAGAAAGAAUUCGAGAAUCGAAUGCUGAAUACGAAUCAUUUUUUAAGGAUUCAGAAAGAGUAAAUGUCAAGUUGCAAUUGGAUUAUCCAAACAUUAGAAGAAUCUCACUGAAAAAUACUUGGAAGUUUUUAACAGAUUCGCCCUCAAUUUUAAUUUAUUUUGGUGAAUGA
This is a messenger RNA of Naegleria gruberi, 753 nucleotides long. RefSeq lists its product as uncharacterized. The record is from RefSeq and is a predicted model, not a curated record. Lineage: Eukaryota; Heterolobosea; Eutetramitea; Acrasida; Naegleriidae. The coding region runs from base 1 to 753 and encodes 250 amino acids. The transcript has a single exon.